This is a messenger RNA of Orycteropus afer afer, 1010 nucleotides long. It is a transcript of the gene DNAJB2, whose product is annotated as DnaJ heat shock protein family (Hsp40) member B2. Gene Ontology annotation, biological process: positive regulation of proteasomal ubiquitin-dependent protein catabolic process; protein refolding. Gene Ontology annotation, cellular component: cytosol; endoplasmic reticulum membrane. The record is from RefSeq and is a predicted model, not a curated record. NCBI's taxonomy places the organism in Eukaryota, Metazoa, Chordata, Mammalia, Tubulidentata, Orycteropodidae. Gene Ontology annotation, molecular function: ATPase activator activity; Hsp70 protein binding.
AGCCCUAAGGAGGCCCGCCUGACUUUUGACGAGUUACCAUGGCAUCCUACUAUGAGAUCCUAGACGUGCCGCGAAGUGCGUCCCCUGAUGACAUCAAGAAGGCGUACCGGCGGAAGGCUCUCCAGUGGCAUCCAGACAAGAACCCGGAUAAUAAAGAAUUUGCUGAGAAGAAGUUUAAGGAGGUGGCCGAGGCAUAUGAAGUGCUGUCUGACAAGCAUAAACGGGAGAUCUAUGACCGCUAUGGCCGGGAAGGGCUGACGGGAGCAGGAACUGGCCCAUCUCAGGCGGAAGCUGGUGGCGGGCCUGGCUUCACCUUCACCUUCCGCAGCCCUGAGGAGGUCUUCAGAGAGUUCUUUGGGAGUGGAGACCCUUUUGCAGAGCUCUUUGAUGACCUGGGCCCCUUCUCGGAGCUUCAGAGCCGGGGUUCCCGACACUCCAGCCCCUUCUUUACCUUCUCUACCUCCUUCCCUGGGCACUCUGAGUUCUCCUCCUCAUCUUUCUCCUUCAGUCCUGGCGCCGGUGCCUUUCGCUCUGUGUCUACAUCCACCGCCUUCGUCCAAGGACGUCGCAUCACCACACGCAGGAUCAUGGAGAAUGGGCAGGAACGUGUGGAAGUGGAGGAGGACGGGCAGCUGAAGUCAGUCACGAUCAAUGGUGUCCCAGAUGACCUGGCACUGGGCUUGGAGCUGAGCCGUCGCGAGCAGCAACAGUCGGUCACCUCCAGGUCUGGGGGCACACAGGUCCGGCAGACACCCGUCCCACGUCCCUCUGACAGCGACUUCUCUGAUGAUGAGGACCUGCAGCUGGCCAUGGCCUACAGCCUUUCAGAGAUGGAGGCAGCUGGGAAGAAACCAGCAGGUGGGCGGGGGGUGCAGCGACGACGGCAGGGGCGGCCCAAGGCCCAGCACCAAGAUCCGGGCAUGGGGGGUACCCAGGAGGGCACAAAGAAUGAGGCUGCCAGGCCCAGCCCAGCCCAGGAGGAGAAGGCCUCUCGCUGCCUCAUCCUCUGA